AUGAGGGAGGAUGAUUCGAACUGGUUUUCCAAAUGGGAGGAUGAAUUGCCGGCGCCGGAGGAGCUUACCCCCCUUUCCCAGACCCUAAUCACCCCUGAUCUGGCCCUCGCCUUCAACAUCCCCGGCCCCCACCACGCGCCGCCGCCGCCGCCUCCCCCUCCGCCUCACUCCGCCGCCCUCUCCUCCCAGCCCAACUCCUCCGCCGAGUUCGACUCCGGCGGCGCCGCCGCCGACGAGCCCGCCCGCACACUGAAGCGUCCCCGCCUCGUGUGGACCCCACAGCUCCACAAGCGGUUCGUCGACGCUGUGGCCCACCUUGGCAUCAAGAACGCCGUCCCCAAGACCAUAAUGCAGCUCAUGAGCGUCGACGGCCUCACCCGCGAGAACGUCGCCAGCCACCUCCAGAAAUACCGCCUCUACCUCAAGCGUAUGCAGGGCAUCUCCUCCGGCCCCGGCUCCGCCGCCGCCGUCGACGCGGCCACCGACCACCUCUUCGCCAGCUCCCCUGUCCCCCCUCACUUCCUCCACCAGGCUCGGCCCUGCUCCACCGGCCCCUCCUCCGACCACUUCUUGCCGCUGGUCCCGAUGUCUAUGCAUCACCACCACCACCACCACCAGAUGGUGGGCCCUCCGCAGCCGCAGACGCCAGCGGCCGCCCACCACCAGAUGCAGCAGCAUUUCCGGCAUUUUGGGGGCUCGCAGAUGCAGAGGAUCGGGACGCCGGUCCACGGAAGCAACGGUAUGGGCCCGCUGGGUUACGCUGAUGACGUGGAGCCGGCAAACGGGAGAAAGGUCCUCACCCUUUUUCCGACCGGAGAUGAUUGA
Messenger RNA from Striga hermonthica, 825 nucleotides. The record is from the annotation of a GenBank genome assembly. Lineage: Eukaryota; Viridiplantae; Streptophyta; Magnoliopsida; Lamiales; Orobanchaceae.